Cornus florida is the source of this 387-nucleotide messenger RNA. RefSeq lists its product as uncharacterized. Bases 1 to 387 code for a protein of 128 amino acids. The record is from RefSeq and is a predicted model, not a curated record. The transcript has a single exon. NCBI's taxonomy places the organism in Eukaryota, Viridiplantae, Streptophyta, Magnoliopsida, Cornales, Cornaceae.
AUGCCUAGAGUAACAUUUGAUAGGCUGGAAAUCAAGCCGGAAAGGCUUAAACCCACAAGAAAUCUGUUGCUAGGGUUCGAUGGGAAACGGGUGGACCCCAUUGGCAUGGUAGAGUUGACUGUGCAGGAUACUGAAAGAGCCUUGACGGAGAUAUUUAUAGUCGUUGAAAUCCAUCCCUCCUAUAACCUUCUGAUGGGAAGAGGGUGGAUCCACAGAGUCCAGGGUGUUCCAUCAACUUUGCAUCAAGUGAUGAGGUGUUUGAGUCCAGAUGGGAACAAAGUAAUUGACAUUCAUGGAGAUCAGGUUGCGGCCAAGGAAUGCUACAUUAUAACUCUGAAGUCUGCUGGAAAAGGAAAAGCACCUAUCCGCUCAGCUAGCCCCAGAUAG